Messenger RNA from Triticum urartu, 2265 nucleotides. The record is from RefSeq and is a predicted model, not a curated record. Lineage: Eukaryota; Viridiplantae; Streptophyta; Magnoliopsida; Poales; Poaceae.
CACAAUCCCACGAUUUUGGUUGCAGGCUCGUUCAUUGCAGGCCAGUCCCGCUUGCCGCCUACGCCUAGCCCCGGCGUCCGCGACCAAGGCCGGCCAGCCGCCGACGGCGUCCACACUGUCGGAUGCCCCCCGCUCACGGCAGGCAUGGUCGUACGGGAGCAUCAUUUGAGGUGGAGGGAACCAGGCAACCAGCGGGGCAUCCUCCUCGUCUCGGCGGCAGACGCUUGCAAUGUGUUCGUGCAAAUGCUUCUGUAGGUGUAUGCGCUCCGAUCUGUCGAAAUGAAUCAUCGGUCCGGGUACAUGCUGCUGGUGCUUCAAAAAGAAGGUUGUCUUUCCUUCUCAAGCAUUCUUAGUAGUCAAACAGACUUUGGGAUCACACUAUUGGCGUGAAGUGAACCAUAGGGAUCUUCAUAUCUGAUCAUCAAGAUGGCAUGAUUGACUUUACCUUUUAUGUCAGUCGUUCUUCUGUUUUACUUACUCAGCUACCUCGCUUAUGCACGUGCAAUCUACACUUUUUGACAGAAUAAGGAUCCAGUAAGUUACGGUUCAAGACAGGACACCGUUUCUUAUUUGGAGACCGUUCCUCCAGUAUUUAUGCCAAUACACCAGCGAGGCAGAGACACAAAAGCAGCGCUGUUCUCUGAAAAGAGAGGCUGCAAUUUGUGUCAACACUAUUCUUGCUCUUCCGCAGAAAAUUGUACCACUUGCAGAAACUAUCAGAAUCAUAGUAACAUAUGAUUCUACAUCAUCUGAUGGCCAGGAAUUUAUUUGUAGUUAGUUUGUUGAUUCUUUCGCUUGUCUUUAACUCAUGCACAGCUCACUCAUGGAGGAACAAUAGUUCUCUGGAUGAUGUUGGUCCACGUUGUGAACCUUCUUCCCAUCCGUUUGGUCUGUGCAAGACAAGAGCAGCAGCUUUUGGCUAUCCAUGUGAAGAUCACAUGGUCACAACAGAAGAUGGUUAUAUUCUUAGCCUAAAGAGGAUUCCUCAUGGUGUUUCUAACUCGACCCAGAAUACAACGAGGAUACCAGUACUACUAUUCCACGGGCUCAUGGUGGAUAGCGUUUCUUGGGUACUGGGUACGCCAAAACAAUCACUUGGAUUUAUUUUGGCAGAUGGUGGGUUUGAUGUUUGGUUUGCCAACACCCGUGGAACUAAUUCCAGUCGGAACCAUACCUCGCUCACCCCAGAUGAUCCGGAGUACUGGAAUUGGACGUGGGACCAACUUGCUGCCUAUGAUCUUCCUGCCGUGCUUCAGCAUGUCUAUGAUCACACAGGAGGCCAGAAAGUCCACUAUAUCGGUCACUCCCUGGGAACCUUGAUUAUUCUUGCAGCCUUCUCAGAGCACAGGUUACUUCAUUUAGUUCGAUCGGCUGUGUUGCUCUGCCCAAUUGCUUAUCUGUAUAAGACAAAAUCAAAACUCACCCGGCUUGCUACUCAAAUCCUCCUUGCAGAAGCAUUUCACUUUCUAGGAUAUCGUGAGUUCAAUCCUGUUGGGCCAGUUUCACAUGAAAUUCUGCUCAUAAUAUGCGGUGACCCUGAAAUCGACUGCUACGACCUAUUUACGGCUGUUAUGGGACCGGACUGCUGCCUCAAUGCUUCAACUGUAUGUAACUUCCUGCAGCAUGCUACACAGUCCACCUCUAUCAAGAACCUUAUUCACAUGUCGCAGAUGAUCAGGUACGAAGGGGUCAGAAGGUAUGACUAUGGCAACGCCAAGGAAAACAUGAAGCAUUAUAGCCAGCCAAGCCCCCCGCUGUACAACCUCUCAUCCAUCCCCACCCAUGUCCCCAUGUUCCUCACCCAUGGCGGCCAAGACUUCCUCGGCGAUGUCCCUGACACCAGGCACCUCCUGAAGACUCUUGUCAGAACCCAUGACAGCGACAACAUGGAGGUACUGUACGUGCCCGACUACGCCCACGCUGAUUUCGUGAUAGGAUAUAAUGCUCCGCAACUCGUAUAUGGGCCGAUGGUCGACUUCCUUCAGCGCCACUGAGAGAGUCGCCACUUCAGGUCUCUCUCCGAGCAGGCCUUCAGCAGUAACUUCCUAUCAGCCUAUGCAACCAACCAAAACUUCAACCACAUAUUACUUGUCCGUGUAUAUGGCUUGUGUAUGGUCUUAGCAUAUGUCUGCUCAUCAGAGUGAGUAGAUGCCAGUUUGAUCAUGCUAGAGAGUGGACUACUCUGUCAGAUGUUCAGUUUCAUGUAUCCAGUUUACCCGUUCUGUCGAAUCCCACGUUAUCACUUUAUUUAGAAGUCUCAGAUUC